This is a messenger RNA of Taeniopygia guttata (zebra finch), 9641 nucleotides long. RefSeq names its product sacsin-like. The record is from RefSeq and is a predicted model, not a curated record. Lineage: Eukaryota; Metazoa; Chordata; Aves; Passeriformes; Estrildidae.
CGGAGCUCCGAGCGCCAGCGGCGGCAGCGGCACGGGGCAGCAGCAGCUGCUCCAGCUGCUCCAGGAGUGGGCAGGGGUCCCCCGCACUGCCCACCAUGGCCCUCAAGCAGCUGAAGGCGGAGACCUUCUGCCAGCGGGCACCCAGCUUCCUUGACUACCUGUCCAGCAUCCUGCAGAAGUACCCGGACGGAGGGCAGAUCCUCAAGGAGCUGGUGCAGAACGCAGAUGACGCUGGCGCUAAGGAGGUCGUGUUUGUGUCGGAUGAGCGGGAAUUCAACAUCACCGGAGGGGGCCUGGAGGGCACCCAGGGCCCAGCUCUCUUGGCCUACAACGAUGCCGUGAUGUCGCCCCAGGACUGGACAGGGAUUCAGCGCCCAGGGGUGUCACACAAGCGGCAGGAUCCUCACAGCGUGGGGCGCUUCGGCUUGGGCUUCACCUCUGUCUACCACCUCACCGACCUACCAGGUGUGCUGAGCCCCCCAUACUUGGGCGUGCUGGACCCUGAAUGCCAGGUGCUGCCUGGUGCUGGCAAGCGCUGGGACGUCUCUGAAGCCCAGGACCUUCCUGGCCUUUUUGAGCCCUUCUGGGCUGGGCUGGAAGCUGUGGGACAGCACGGUGCUUCAGCCCAGGGCACCCUCUUCCGCUUCCCCCUUCGCCGGCAACCCUCAGAAAUUGCUGCAGGGGUCUCCAAUGCUGAGCGCAUCUGCAGCCUCAUGCAGACUUUCCUCACAGAGGCCCCUCUUGCCCUCCUCUUCCUCCGCCAUGUCCGCCGCGUGGCCCUGCACCGUGUGGCCCCUGAUGGGGUCCAGACACUCAUGGGAACACUUGUGGCAUCCCCUCAGCCUCUCCCUGUCCCAGUGCCAUCGGGGGGUGAGGGGCUGAGUGUGGCGUGGUGCCUGGUGGCCCUGCACAGGGAUGGGGUUGGUACUGGCAGCAAGUGGCUGGUGGCUACGGGCAGGGCCACUGAGGGGCCAGUUGUGGCUCUGGGCAGACAGCUGGGGUGCAGCCCUGAGGUGAGCCUGGCACACCCCCUCCACGGGGCCUGCCAAGGGCGGCUCUGCUGCUUCCUGCCGCUGCCAGCCACUGAUGAGACGGCCACAGGGCUGCCCGUCCAUGCCAGUGCUCCCUUUGCCCUCUCUGAUGAUCGCCGCCAUCUCCGCUGGCCCCAGGAAGGUGAGGAGGGUGAGGAAGAUGCCCACUGGAAUGCUCUUCUGCUGCUCGAGCUCCUGCCCCGGGUCUACAGCCACCUGGCCGCCAUGGCCGUGGCGCUGCCCGGUGCAGAUGCCUACAGCUUGUGGCCAGAGCCCGAGCGCACGCCGAGCUCCGGCCGGAUCCACAGCCUGGUGAGCCGUGUGUGCCAGGAGCUGGCGGCUGCCCCCGUCCUGCUGCCGGCCGCAGACGGGGCGGCGGGGCGGCUGCGGGCCCUCGAGGCUGUGCUGCUGCCAGAGGCUGCGGGCGAUGCUGCCACACCAGCGAUCCAGGCCUUGCUGCUGGCAGCCGGGGAGCCGGUGGCCGAGGUCCCGCCCCACGUGUGGAGGGGGCUGACUCUGGGGAUGCCCAAGGGUCUGCGGGAGGCCACGGCGGGACACGUGCGGGAGGUGCUGCGGCGCCACGGGGCCGCAGAGCUCCCGGCUGCCGGCCGCCUCUGCCUGCUGCGCUACGUGGCCGGGGAUGGCUGCCACGCUGAGCUCUGGGGCCUCCCCCUCCUGCCUCGCGCCGACGGAACCUUCGUGGCCUUUGGAACUGCGUCAGCCGUUGUCUACGUGGACACAUCCGACUGCCCCAGGGAGCUCCUGCCUGGCUUGGCCGGGUCCUUCCUGCCCUCAGACCUGGAGCCAGGCUUGGACAGCCUCCUGCGGGGCAUUGCCAAGGAGGGUCUCUUCCCCAACCUGGUUCUGCUGGAUCCAGCCGUGACUGUACAGACCCUGCGCUUGGCUCUGCCCCCCACCUGGACAUCCCAGUCUUCAACCCCAGUGACCUGGUGCCCAGCCCAAGGGCUCCCCCAGCCCCCAGCCUCCUGGUUCCCAGCCCUGUGGCAAUUUCUGGCCCACCACGUGGAAGACCUGGGCCCUCUGGAGGGGCUCCCUCUCAUAGCUCUGUCCUCACUGGAUGCCCCCACUGUCCGUCUGGCUCCACUGAUACCUGAAUCCAGUCUUAUCUUCCAAGUAUGGGAGGACCAGCUCCUGCCACCUGCUGUGGCCUCUGUGCUGGAGAUUCUGGGUUGCCCUGUGGUGCCACCAAGCAUGUGGCACCGCUCCCUGUCCCGCUAUGUCCUGCCUCCAUCCCCCCUCAAUGCCCUGCGGGCCCUGGGCAGGCAGGGGCCUGCAGCACUGGCCUCCCGCAUGGCUUCGCUUCCUGAUGCAGAUGUGGUCGUCCUCCGUCUCUAUCUGGCAGACGUCCCAUCCCUGAGCAAGCAGGACAUGGGCACUCUGGCUGCUCUGCCCCUCUUUCUGCCACUGCCCUGCUUGGCCACCCCACAACCCACGGGGCUGGUGCCAGCCGCUGCCACCCCGGUGCUGGAGCCAGAGCUGGAGCUGCCCCAAGAUGUGGUGCUGCCGGAGGCCGUGUUGCGGUGCCGGGAUGAAGUUGACCGGCGGCUACUCGGGAGGCUCCAGAGGCCCCUCAUCAGUGCAGCCUGUGUGAUGCUGAAGGCCAUCAGAGCCGUGGCCCAAGGCGCAUAUGCGGGGAGAGUGGCUGAGACACAGGCUCUCCUGCUCUGGGUACUGCAGCACGGAGACACUGUUUUUGCACAGAGCCCCCCGCUCCAGCAGGCCUGCAGCAAGCUGGCCUUCCUGGAGACCCCUGAUGGCCUCGCAUACCCACAAGACCUCUACGACCCCUGUGACAGCACCUUGCAGGCCCUGCUGGCACCCGAGCGCUUUCCUCCUGCUGCCUUCCACAAUCCAUCUGUCCUCCGUGCCUUGAGGGCCGUGGGCUUGCGGCACGGUCAGGGGUGCCUGCUGCCCUCAGACAUCCUGGCAGCUGCAGCAAAAGUCAGUCAGGGCGGCACGGCAGCUUUGGACAGGGCUGAAGCACUGAUCACAGUCUGCAACCAGCCCAAGGCACUGGAUGGCUUCAGCGCUGCAGAGCUCAGGCAGCUCCAGGCCCUGCCAUGGGUACCUCACUCCAAGUGCACAGGAGAGCCUGGGCAGCCCUUCCUGCCCCCCAAGGAGCUGCGAUCCAUGCAGUACCAAUCCCUGGUGGGGCUUGCCAUGCCCCUGACUGAUGCCUUUGUGCCUGAGGCAGAGAAGAAGCUGGGGCUGAGCCAGACCCCACCACUGGAGAGAGUGUGGGAGCAGCUGAGAAAGCUGGCGGGGCGUGGGGACAUGGAUGAGGUGGGUCCCGCUCUCCAGCCCAUCUAGUGGCACAUGCAGGAAAACCUGAAGGCCUUUGGGACUGCCCCAGAUGGUGCUGUUGUGUGGACUGAGUGUGGGCUUGUCCUGCCACGUGAUGCUGUACUGGGCUAUCCUGAGAAGUUGGAGCUGGGGCUGCUGGUGCCCCGGGUGCCCCCUGACUUCCUGCCCUACAGCUGCCUCUUCAGGGCUUGGGGGGUGGCUGACGGGGUGAGUGAGGAGAGGGCGGUGUCGGCCCUGCGCUCCCUGGGGCAGGACAUAGACAGGCGCAGCUCCAGAGCGGGCACUGCCACAGAGUUGCAGGUGGUUGUAGCAGUCCUGGAGUGGCUGAAGGGACGGGGCCACCAGGGCAAGGGCACUGUGCCAGUUCCUGUGAGGAUCCCGCAGGGCUCGGGCUUUGCCCUCCGCCCAGCUGCCUCUGCCGUGUACCUGGACAUGGAGCUGGAGGAAGAGGAGGAUGUUCCAGAGGUGGUGCACGAGGCAGUGCCUUCCAGCACAGCCAUGUUCCUGGGCACGGAGUGUCUCAGUACACGGGUGCUGGGCCCGGAGCCAUUCACAGCCUGUGGCCCCUCAGAGCCCAUCACUCUACGCCUCCGCAACAUCCUCCGGGAGUAUGGCGAGGAGGGCGAUCUCUUCACGGAGAUGGUCCAGAACGCAGAGGAUGCCAGCGCUACUGUGUGCCGCUUCCUCCUGGACCUGCGGAGCCACAGAACGGCCACCUCUGGGCUGCUAGACCCAGGCAUGGCUGCCUGCCAUGGCCCAGCCCUCUGGGCCUACAACAAUGCCCUGUUCUCAGAGGAUGACUUCCAGAACAUCACCCGGAUUGGGGCUGCCACAAAGGAGGGCCAGGCAGGCCGGAUCGGGCGCUUUGGUCUGGGCUUCAGCUCUGUCUACCGUGUCACGGAUGUGCCAGCAGUGCUGAGCGGGGAGACACUGCUCAUCUUUGAUCCCAAUGGCACCCAUCUGAGCAAGCACAUCCCCAGGGCCGGCUCCCCUGGCAUCCGCCUGGACUUCUCUAGCCGGCCACGCAUCCUCCGUGUCUUUGCUGAGCAGUUCCAGCCCUACAACGGUAUCUUUGGUUGCUGCCUGCCUGAGCCAGGACCCUUUCCAGGGAGCCUUUUCCGCUUGCCUUUUCGCACUGAAGAGGAAGCUGUGACAUCGCAGAUUUGCUCUGAGGCCUUUGGUGCAGAGCGCAUCCAGUCCCUUGGCACUGCUUUCCUUGGCUCUAACAGGCUCCUGCUGCUCUUCCUGAAGAACGUGAGGGAGCUGUCUCUGGAGAUGCUGCCAGACACGGCCACUUCUACAGAGGAUACCAUGCCUCUGGCCAUGCUGCAGCGAAAGGAGAUCCGAGGCUUGGGGUCCCCUGGGGAUCCCCCAAGUUGGGCAGCCAUUGAGCAGCUCUCAGCCUGUGAGGAGGAAUCCAGGACAGUGUGGCACUACCUGGUUUUGGUGUGUCAGGGUGAUGGGGAGUUGCUGGAACUGUUUCACCAGAACACACAGGCAGGACUCCAUCCUCCACUUCCCAUGGCUGGUGUGGCCCUUCCUCUUGCCCCUGCCAAAGAUGGCAAGUGGGUGCCACGUCUGGAUGCUGAGAAGGGGCAAGUUUUCUGCCACCUUCCCAUGCCGGUCAUCUCAGGGCUGCCAAUCCACGUGCACGGGGCCUUCAGCAUCCUCUCAAAUCGCAAAGGGCUGUGGGACACGGCAGAGCGGGGCAAGUGGAACCGAGUGCUGCUCCACAAUGCCGUGCCGGCGGCCUGGCUGCGGGCACUGGACCAUCUCCGUGCCAUGCACGAGGCAGGUGAGUUGAAGAACUAUGAGUAUCAUGUCUUCUGGCCAGACAUUAGCACUGCCCGUUACCCCUUUACAGAGGCUGUGACUGGUUUCUACCAGGCUGUGGCAGCCAGGAGUGGCCCAAGGCUCUUUUCUGAUGGCCAUUCCUGGUGCUCACUGCAGGACGCCCGCUUCCUGCACCAGACUGUAGAGAGACACCCUAAGCUGGGUACUGUGGCGCAGCGAGUCUUUGCCAUCACCGUGCCCCAUCCCCUCUUGGCUGUGGCCUUGCCUGGGAAGGUGCAGGAGGGCCUCGGGAAGGCGCUGGAUGCUGGAACCUAUGACUGGAAGCGCUUUCUCUGUGAGCUUGUGCUUCCCAACUUGGAAAAUCUCCCUGACGUUGACCGGAACCUGCUGCUGCUCCAUGCGCUGGAUAUGUCUCAUGAGGAUGUGGACAAAGUGCUGCAGACAGUGCCCUGCAUCCCUGCCACCCCUCAUGGCCACCUGCAGUUCAUCUAUCACCUGGUGCAUCCCAGAGGUCGCGCUGCCCCUUUAUACAGCCCUGAGGAUGGGCGCUUCCCCACUGGGCAUGCCUUCCUGGAAAGACUAAGCCAACUGGAGAGGCUGGGCAUGGUGAAGAACACCGUAGCCCUGCCAGAGCUGCUGGAGAGGGCAAAGACUGUGCAGCUUCUCUGGACCAAGAAUGGUGCCCAGGGCUGCCAGAGGGCUGCCUGCAUCCUCGAGUUACUUCAGGAUGCAGUGAAGAAGAGAACAAACGACACCCUGCAGGCCACUUUCCCAACUGUGCCCUUCCUCCCUGCUGUACUACGCAAUGGCAAGCUUGUGCUGCUGCCAGCUGCCCAGCUCUACCAUCACCUCCAUGACCCACUAGUGGGACUCACCAAGCCUAUCUUGGCUCCUAAAAUGCUGGGGAAAAACUUCAGCCUCUCCGAGGAGGUAGCAUCCUUCUUGGGGCUGGACCGGCAGAUAUCAUCAGCUCAGGUCCUUGAGCAGCUGCGGGCACUCAGACAUUUCUCCAACACUCUCCCUUUGGAGACCCUGCAGUACAGCACCAACUGCUGCUACAAGCACCUGAACAUGAUGCUCCAGGAACAGCACUCCAGCCGGGAUGAGGUAGCUUCUGCAGUGGACUCCGGGGAGCCCUUCAUCUUGAUGGGCUCCCACUUUGUGCCGGUCACAGCUGUGGCUGAGAAACUGUCAUUUGAGGCUGCCCCAUACCUUUAUCAGCUCCAAGAGCAGUACAAGCCCUACAGAGAGCUCUGGGAGUGUGUGGGGCUGCGCCACACAUUCACCUGGAAUGAUUAUGCCCAAGUGCUCUGCACCCUGGCAAAGACACAUGCUGGAAAGCCACUGCCGGCCACGGAGCUGGAUCUGGCCCUGCGGCUGGUGUCUUGUGGCUUGAUGGAAGAUGGCACCCAGCCAGAUGCCUGCCACACCCAGCAACUCUUUCUGCCUGAUGAGGAGGGCAUUUUGCACCCAUGGGACAAGCUCUACUUCAAUGAUGCACCAUGGAUGCCGUUGGACAGAGAUGUCCUGCUGUGCCAUAAACAGCUGUCCCGAGAUGCAGCCCUGCGCUGUGGGGUGGCCACCAUACGCCACCGAGCACUGGAGAGGAGUGAACUCCUCACUGAUCACCUGAGCCUCUGGGCACAGCCAUUUGGUGCCCACGAAGAUUUGCCAACACGACUGAAGAACAUCUUGAAGGAGUACUCUGAGUCCGCUCCUGAUAUGGUCAAGGAGGUGCUCCAGAAUGCGGAUGAUGCUGGUGCGGGGCUUGUGCACUUUGUGUGGGACCGCCGGCAGCACCCAGCAAAGGCCACUUUUAGUGAGAAAUGGAACAUCCUGCAGGGCCCUGCCCUCUGCAUCUACAACGACCGCCCCUUCCAGGAGCAUGACAUUGAAGGCAUUCAGCGUCUGGGGGUGGGUGGCAAGCAAGGCCGGCAGGAUGUCACAGGCAAAUAUGGCCUUGGCUUCAACACUGUCUACCACUUUACUGACUGCCCAGCCUUCCUGACUGCAGACAGUACCCUGUGUGUCUCUGAUCCCCAUCUCUACUACAUGCCCACAGCCACAACUGCGAAGCCUGGUAGCAUGUUUGCUGUUGACACUGACUUCAAGAAAAAUUUUCCAGACAUUUAUGACACCUUCCUACCAUCCUUCUUCAACCUGAAACAGGGCGUCCUUUUCCGGCUGCCGCUCCGCACUGCAGCUGAGGCUGCCAAGUCCAGGGUGUCUGACAUGGUUGUGCGAGACCAAGACCUCAAGGACAUGGAAGAAACACUGGCUAAGGAAGGUGAGGACUUGGUGCUCUUCCUCCGGCAUGUCAACACCAUCAUCUUCUCUGAGAUCCCCCCAGCUGGGAAAGAGUUGGUGCAGAAGCUGCGGGUGAGCACGAAGGUCACGGAGGAAGAUGCAAAGUUGAGACAGGAUUUUCAAGCAAGAUUAAGCAAAGUGGUGGUGGCCAACCUGGAGCAUGUGUGCAGGGCAGCCUACUCGACACAACUGCAGGUAAGCACACAGGCCAGAGUGCUCCAGAUCAUGUACAGCUUCCUGCAGACUCAUCUGAAGGAGGUGGACGCAGAGCACCUGGCUGAGCUGCCCAUGGUGCUGGCCAAGUCAUGGGACAUGGCCAGGCCACGGCAGGUGGUGACAUCCCUCCCAGACGAGGCUGACUUUUACCCCUACCUCCUCACGCCUCACCCCAACGUGGCUGCCUUUGCAGAUCUCCUGCAACACCUUGGCGUCGUCCUGGUCCCCACACUGACUCACUACAGCCGUGUCCUGGCCCAAAUCUACCAGGAGAGCCAUGGCACUGGAAGCCUUUCCAGUAGCCAGAAGAAGACAGUCCUGGUGGCCACACGGCAUUUCUUCCAGCUGCUGCGGGAGGAACCGGAGCCCCCCGAUUGCUCUGCUGUGGCUGAGCUGUAUCUGCUGAGCACUGCUGACUGCCUGGAGCCAUCCCACAGACUGUGCUUCAAUGACUGUGUGCCCUCAGAGACCGCUCGGGCCCUAGAGAAGACCUUUGUGUUCAUGGCUGCACUGCCAGUGUCUGGCUGUAAUGUCAGGUGGCUGCUGCAAAGGCUGCCAGCACACCUGCAGCCACGGGCGCUCUCAGAGGUGACAGAGAAGCAGCUGGAGGAGGGUAGUCCUCAGCCAUGUCGUUACGGCUCUCAGUGCGCUGCGCAGAGGCGUCUCCGGACGCUGCUGGUAUCCCCGUGGUUUAGGCUGGGGCUGGAGUCCCUGCUGCAUUGGCAGACCCCCAAGGCAAUGAUGGGAAUGGAGGGGGAUGGUGGCUUUGCAGUGGAGCAGGUGAAAGUGCAGUGCUGCAAGGACAUCUGCACUGUGCUGGUGCACAGCGGGGCAAAGGUGGAGGGCAGCUCCCAGUCACAAGUUAUUCAUGCGUGCCUGUCUGGUGGUGCUCAGCGGCUCCUCUCCAUCCAGCAUGUAGACAUGGUGCUGAACCGGCAGCAACUGAGGGUCGUGGAGACACUGGCACAGGAGAUCAAUAACAUCCUGGGUGGGCAGCUGGAGGCACGCGCUUUGUCCGUGCUGCGUGAAAUGCUGGUCUGCCAGGAGCCACAGGACGUGGCCUUGGUUCUGGAGGAGAACAGUGUGGCACUGGUGCAUGCUGCACCAGAGCCAGAGAAAAGGCUGCAGGAGGAGGCUGAAGCUGAUCCAUGGAAGGAUCCCAGCCUGCCAACCUUGAGGCCUCUGCAUGAUGUCAGGGGGCCAAAGGGGUGGGUCCCAUACAAACCUGGCAGUGCUGCCCAGCACCACAGACAGGGAGGCUGUGGCUCCUGGCUGAGCAGCCAGGAGCUCAUGGCCCUGACUCCAUCCGUCCCCGAGGCCCUGCGUUGGCUGUGUCAGGCCACGAGUGACCUGCAGGCAGCCCGCAAUGACAUCCGGCACUGCUGCCCCAACUGGGUGCUCUUCAAAGUGCACCAGGCCCUGGAGAAGGCACUGGUGGCGGCUGUGCUUUGCCGUGGUGAAGCUUUUGCGGGCCAUAGAGGGCUGAUGGGUAUGGCCCAAAGGCUGGAGGCGGAGGAGCCGGAGCUGAGGGGCCUUGUCCUGGACGUGCAGUGGCUGUGUGACUGUGGUACGGACGGCAAGGCCACACAGUACCCGAGUUACCAUCCCUUUCCCGUGACCCCCAGUGAGGCCUUCCCCAGCGUGGAUGAGGAGGAGGUCCUGAAGCGGGCACAAAAAGUGCUAGUAACACUGAGGGACCAUGUGGGCAGAAAGUGACAGGUCCCUACCACGGCGCACGGCACCUGGGCCAAAGGACCAUCAGGCGCCCAUCAGAGACCCACCAUGGACCUGCUGUGGACUCGCCGUGGACUUGCCACAAACCUGCCACAGGCCAUUCCAGACUGUCCAGCCCUGGCAGGGGAGUUUUGGUGGCAGACCAGGGCCCAGACCACUGGACAUCACAGAGUUGCCUGUGCCAUUGGCGUGUCUUGAGUGUGCAGUAAAUAAAGUGCAAAAUAAAUGCUGCAA